Molecule: messenger RNA, 8729 nt
Organism: Sardina pilchardus (European sardine)
Lineage: Eukaryota; Metazoa; Chordata; Actinopteri; Clupeiformes; Clupeidae
Gene: fgd1
Product: FYVE, RhoGEF and PH domain containing 1
Exons: 17
Coding region: 1272-4295 (1007 amino acids)
Biological process (GO): filopodium assembly; cytoskeleton organization
Cellular component (GO): cytoplasm
Molecular function (GO): guanyl-nucleotide exchange factor activity; metal ion binding
Source: RefSeq, a predicted model, not a curated record
CAAAAUGAAAAACAGACUUUGGGAAGAAGAGAGAUGGCGGAGGAGGGGGUUGAGACUUGGUUUCAUAUGUCGACGCACACGGGAGCAGGGAAAAUGAGAGAGGGAAGGAGGAGGGGGAUACGCUUGGAAUUGCAGUUUGACGGCGUCGUCGAAAAGUUCCACACAAAGAAUGGACCAGCAGCCGGUAGGGACUGGAGGACAAACUUUCAUGGAUUUGAUGGAGGGCAGUUUCUUUCAAGGCAGUCGAUAUAUGGAGCAUUAAAUGUGGACUUCUCUGGAGAGACACACGAGAAGGAUUCAUUUUUUUCCUCCAUACGGAUUUGGAUCUAGCUUGAAGGAGCUGAGUGAGCACAUUUUGGGGUAACAUCUCGAGAGGAAAUGGGGAGAAAAGUAAAAAUAAGUGAGGAGUAGGCUAGACGGCUUCAUCCUCGCUUUAAUGAACUCGUCUAUGUUCGAAUAUGCAAGGUUACUGAGUGGUUUUAUUUUCACAUAGCGUUGCAUGGUUUAAAACGAUGACAUUAUUUACCUACUGUUAGAUGAAUGAAUUAAGGCACAAUAAUCAGAGAGCUGUCAGGGCUUUGUUUCGGCAUGACAACUGUUGAGCGAGUGCAGGGUAACAUUUCUGUUGGUGUAAUUUGAGUAUGAAACAGUUUAAAUGUUGGUUCAAAGGGGUAGGCUACUUUGUAGCACUGGCGAUGUAACUCUUAAGUGAAGUUAAGUCUUUUCGUUCCAUUCGUUGGGAAUCUACAACCCCUCCCCAGAAUUUGUUUUAAUUGUAGGCUACUAUAGGCUACAGUGAUAGGCCUAUCGAUAAAACAUAUGGCUAAGAACAGCUGUCUUUUGACCAUUGAAACGGAUCAGAGAUGAUGUGGCUAUGAUCCAUUAUAACUGGAGACUUAGACCGAACAAUUGCUAUAUUUGACCUACAUGUGACGUGAAUCACCCUGUCUUUGAUGGCGUUUUUUGUCGUUCGAGGAGAUUCUGAUCGUAAUUACACUUUCACAGCACAGAUUCGGUGCACACAAGCUGGACACUGCUUUUCGGUGCGAAGAUUGUUUUUCAGUUUAGUUUGUAGUCCACAACUGGACAACGACGAUAUUCCAGCGGCCACUACCGGGACAGGCAUCUUGACUGAGAGCCUGGUGGUCGACCAAGACCACUCUGCAGAUUCAUUUUUUUGCCGGAUUUGAUGCUGAACCUGGAAUCUACCUUAAUUCGCUUUUAAACGGAGAACGCCACAUCCUGUGUUUUAUGCCUGACUGUGACCAGGCAUGCAGCUGAAUCGACCAAAGAGCGCUCUAAUCAGCUUCACUCCACCGCUGUUGCCCUCAGAGACACCACAUUCCUUUUCCAGUCAGUUCAAAACAAUGCGGUUUUCAUACCACAUCAGCAGCGGCUUGCCGAGUCCUCAGCCGGUCCUGCGAAGGAUAGGCCCCUCGUCCUCUAGUCCUCGGCUCCUAACAAAGAGCCUCUCCCUGGAGCCUGGAACUGGUCCUUGCCUUGAGGCGCACGAGACCCCCCAACGUCUCUGCUCCGACCCCGGUCCUCUAGGGCCUCCGCACUGCAAUGGCACCAGUGAGAACGGAGCACAGGACACGCCCCCCAUGGCCCCAAAGACACGGCCGCCUUUGCCUGGUCCAAAACCACAAGUGCCCCCGAAGCCACCUCAUCUACAGCAGAGUGCACGGCGACCCCGGCCCCCAGACAAGCCUCUGCCCCCACCACCGCCCUGCAGGCCUCUCCCGGCGGACCCCCGCGCACCCCGGCCUGCAGCCCCCCGGGCCGAGGGGACGUCGUCCCCCACCUGCGUCCACUCCCUCAUCGAGAAAUUUGAGAGAGAGCAAAUCAUUGUGGUGCCAGAUAUCACAGGAGGGGUGAUGUGUGUCCCAAGAGUCCCUGACCAAUCAGGAAGUGGUGCUAGUACCCCCCCAAUGUCAGACACCCCCCUGCCCUGCCCCCUCCCUCAGGAUGCGCUGGAGAUGCCGCUGUCUUCCGCUGAGAGGGAGAAAGAGGACAUGGAGGAGGAACUGGAUGACAACGAGGAGGAGAGCGAGGAACUGGGUGCCUCUUGCUCGGAAAAACGCCUGUCUAUGGAGUCAGGCUAUAGUGCCUCCGAUAAACUAUUGGAUGCAGUGGAGAUGAGAGAUCUGAUGGCGAGCCAAUCAGAUGUCCCGUCUGACCGGCUGUCCCUCCCACCUCAGCAGACGGACGGGAAGCUGGCCAAUAGGGACAGUGGCAUCGACAGCAUCAGCUCCCCAUCUCACAGUGAGGAGUUGUGCUUUGCCGUCGACGACGACAGGGUUGGCCCCGAACGCGAGAUCUACCCCUGCAGCCCUCUGCCGACUCUUCCUCGCCUCUCCUCCUCAUCCUCGUGCGGCUAUGCAGACGGGCAGGGAGAGGAAGGUGGGGCGUCCGGUGGAGGAGCGCGAGACUCGGAAGGAGACAGCGACCUUGAGGAGGGGAGUGGAGAUGAAAGCGAGGUCAAUCCCAUGGCCCUGCAGCCUCUCACCCUUCCCAAAACAGAGAGGCAAGACUCCGCUGAGCUCUCGAUUCAGCAGAGGGUGUUCAACAUCGCCAACGAGCUGCUGCACACAGAGAAGGCCUAUGUGACGCGGCUACACCUCUUGGACCAGGUGUUUUGCGCCCAGCUGAUGGAGGAGGCGCGAUCGCGGGGCUCCUUUCCCUGCGAGGUGGUCAUGGGCAUCUUCUCCAACAUCUGCUCCAUCUACUGCUUCCACCAGCAGUUCCUGCUGCCAGCGCUGGAGAAGCGAAUGGAGGAGUGGGAGCAGAAUCCUCGUAUUGGGGACAUCCUGCAGAAGCUCGCUCCCUUUCUGAAGAUGUACGGGGAGUAUGUGAAGAAUUUCGACCGAGCCAUGGAGCUGGUGAACACCUGGAUGGAGCGCUCAUCCCAGUUUAAAGCCAUCAUUCACGACAUCCAGAAAGAGGAGCGGUGUGGAAACCUGACCCUGCAGCACCACAUGCUGGAGCCGGUGCAGAGGAUCCCGCGCUACGAGCUCCUGCUCAAAGACUACCUGCACAGGCUCCCUGAGGACGCCGACGACUUCAAGGAUGCACAAAAAUCUCUGGAGCUGAUCGCCACAGCUGCCGAGCACUCCAACGCAGCCAUCAGGAAGAUGGAGCGCAUGCGAAAGCUGUUGAAGGUGUACGAGUUGCUCGGAGGAGAAGAGGAUAUCGUUAACCCUACUAAUGAGCUCAUUAAGGAGGGGCACAUCCUCAAACUCUCAGCCAAAAAUGGAACCUCGCAGGAUAGAUACCUCAUACUGUUCAAUGACAGGUUACUGUACUGUGUUCCAAAGUUGCGGCUCAUAGGGCAGAAAUAUGGAGUCAGAGCCCGGAUAGAUGUAGACGGCAUGGAGCUGAAAGAGACCAGCAGCAUGAACGUCCCAAGGACAUUCCUUGUGUCAGGGAAGCAGCGUUCGCUGGAGCUUCAGGCCAGGACUGAGGAGGAAAAGAAGGACUGGAUUCAGGCUAUCCAGGCUACUAUCCAGAGGCAUGAACAGACUAUGGAGACGUUCAGGAUGCUGAAUUGUUCCUUCCGCGAAGAGGACUACACUCCUCCCAACUCUCCUAACUGCACAGAACUAGGGAAGCGUGCCCCAACACCUAUCCGAGAGAAGGAGGUGACUCUGUGUAUGAAGUGUCAAGAGCCGUUCAACUCCAUCACCAAGAGACGCCACCACUGCAAAGCCUGUGGCCAUGUGGUGUGCGGAAAAUGCUCAGAGUUCCGCGCUCGCCUGUUGUACGACAACAACCGGGCGAACCGUGUGUGCGUGGACUGCUACACCACGCUUGUGGGAGUGCCUCCUUCUCCUGCCAACUUGAUCAGCAGUACCCAGAGACGUCGCUCCAUCCUGGAGAAACAAGCCUCCGUGGCAGCAGAAAACAGCAUCCUCUGCAGUUUCCUGCACCACAUGGAGAAGGGAGGGGGGCGUGGCUGGCAGAAAGCCUGGUUUGUCAUUCCAGAGAAUGAGCCUUUGGUGCUCUACAUCUAUGGUGCACCACAGGAUGUGAAAGCGCAGCGCAGUAUUCCGCUCAUCGGGUUCGAAGUCUCCCUCCCGGAGCCAUGUGACCGGCUGGAGCGCCGCCAUGCCUUCAAGAUGAGCCAGAGUCACCUGACGGUCUUCUUCAGCGCCGACAGCGAGGAGCUACAGCGGCGCUGGAUGGAGGUCCUAUCACGAGCCGGCAGGGGAGAGGAGCUACAGUCCCACGGGCCAAUCUCGGAGGCCCUGGAGGAAGAGGGGGAGGAGCUAGCCCCCGUGGGAGAAAGCACAUGAUUUGUCUAUAAACAAAAAAAUGUUACAGAUAUCAUCCCCUUUUUGCACACACUCGAAAAAACUUUACAAAAACACGAGCGUACAUGAACAGUUACAAACCACAGACACACCCUCUCCGAUACAAACACACGCUAAAACACAGACACACAGACACAGACAGACACACACAAACACACACAUACACACGCUCACUUCUCUGUACUAAGUGUCAGUUGUCAGUUGCAUGCAAUAUCUACAAGGUACGUUUCUCCGUGUAUUGCUCAUCUUGUGAGUGACCAGUGUUUGCAAUCCUGCCAAAGUGUACACACCCUCAAAGAAGACGCAUCAGAGACAAAACACCAUAUACGCUCUUACUGAAUAGAAAACCCCCUUUCCCUCUGGCUAGUGAUACUUCUUCUGUUGUUCAGUUGCAUAGCACCCCACUCUUUCUGCCAAACUUUGCUGUGUUGUUUAUUAAUGAGUGAGGUCUGUUUGGGGUGGAGUGUUUGUAACUUUGUUCUUGCUGGCAGAAGGAUCGUGAUAUUUCUUACUUCGCUGUGACAGUUCUGUUAAUGUCAUUGAGUGUAUUUACAUGGAAAGGAGCGGUCAAGUUCAGUUGUGGGAAAUGGUGAGCUUACGGACGGAGAAGAGAGAAGAGGACAGGAGAGGAUAUGCCACUGUUAGCCUCCAUGCUGAUGACACUCCAGCUUGCACAAUUAGAGAGACUGCAGUGUGUCACUGAUGGGUGAUGGCGCAAAGGGUUUUAGAGACUUUGUAUUUUUUAGAGAGAUGUAUGUACGUACGUAUAAUCUGGCAAUAGGUCCCUGUCCUGUUAUGGUUCCCAUAGUGGUGCUUGUACAAGCAUAUACAUAGACACUUUAAAGAACACCUAGAAGGGGUCAAAUGGCUCUGAGUUAUUCAGCAAAAUCUCCCAUAGACAGGGCAACCCCCAAGGGUGCUAUAUUAUGAUUAUUAAAGACCAAUCAAGCAAUUCAGCCACUUUUAACAAUCUUAUUAGGGUUAGUGUCUAGUGCCUGUCCAGUGUGCUAGACGCAGGCUUGAGAGGGCUAAUGCCCCUCAGCACUGUAGAGGGGAUUGGCUUUUUAUGAUGACUAAGUCCUAUUUUACUAAACAGCCCCUCCGCCAUCCAGUGGAGUGUGGCUGUAUUACAGCAUCUUUUUAAGGCUGUCUAACGUUUUUCCCCUCAAUCAAUUGUACAGAAAGAAGAUUAAAAACUUCCAAAUAAGAAAACAAUUUUUCACUGAACAUCUAUUGUUCCAUAUAUAUACAUACAUAUAUAUGGAAUAUAUAUAUAUAUACUUAAUUGUGACAGAAAGUUUAGCUUUUGAAAUAUACACCCUAAAGCUCAUGUUUUUAACUUGAGUAUGCCAUUUUGUGAAUUUGUGCAUGGAAGUCAGGUCAGAGACAGUAAGGCUUUUUUUCUGGUAUUUGAUAAGACUGUAGAUAAUGGGAGCGAAUUUGUAGCAAGAUGAUUUAAAAAAAAGUCUGAAACUGGGGCAGAUUGUUCAUCAUAACAUCAGUGGUAAUGCCUUAUGAAGCAUUUUGAUAAAUAAUAGAGAGAGAAAGUAUAUAUGAAGAAAUACAUGGCAGAUGUUAUGAUUGAAAUAUUGAGUGUUUUGAAUAGCAGUGUUUUUUGUGUAUACAAAAUUACAAAAGGGUAUUGGCACCUGCAUUUGUAAAUAUAAUUUAUUCUCCUCAAAGCCCAGUUUUGUGGGUCUGGUAUCGUUGAGAAGCUUGGUGUUUUCUGUCAUUUGUGAUCUGAUUUGGACUUCUGGUAAAUGUGAUGGAUCAUACUAAUGGGAAUAGCUAUAGGUCUUAUGUCUACUCCCUAUCCGGUGUACUCAAGAAAAGAAACCUUUGAUUUUUGCUUUGAUUUGAUUUCUAAAACACUACUCAAAAUACCUGUAAAAACGAAUUUGUUGUUUUUUGGUACUGUUUGAUCUUGCUCUAUCUUGUCAAACAAUCUAUCUAUUCUAAAGCCAGACCCAACCAGUCAGAAUGCUAAGGGUUGUAUAUAAAAAGUCAUAUUGUGUCAGUUUUUCUUUUCUUCCACGUGUGCUGUCCAGCAAGAAAAUUCAGAGUAUGCGUACUUUAAGUCGUGAGAUGAGUAUAUGGGACAACGUCAACCAGUUCCAGAUGUUAUUAACAUCAUAUAGUGCUGAUUAAUGUCCAGUAUUUGUUGUGAGAGAAAAACAGAGAAGCCUGCCAUUUAGUCUUUCAGUUAUGAAAUGAGAAUGACCAUUGAUACACCUGCUGUAUGAUUAUUUCCCUGCCCCCUCAGCAUUAUAGUUUUCUGAAUCAUGCCUUACAGUAGAAUACUUAGUGUUAUCAUCAUUUUAUUUUACCUCUGCUUUUGCCAAAGUAUACUGCAGGAACACGACUGAGUCAUUGAAUGAGUCAUUCAGUACAUUUCUGUUUAAUUGUGUUUAAUCUAUAUGUGUGUGUGUUUUUUUAUUUUUAUUUUUAUACCUUGUAUUUAUUGUAAUUUUCUUUUUUUUUUAUUCCGGUUGCAUCAGGCCAACACACAAUUCAAGCGUUUUAACAUGUAAAGGUGGUUUGAUGAAAGCAAGUAGAAUCUGUUCAUGUUCAGAUUAAAUAUUCUGUACCUCUAAUUUAAUUUAGUGCAUGAAUUUCUGUUUUUAUUGUUUAUUUUCACUAUUACCAAGGCUUAGUCAGAUUAUGCACACUCUAGCAAGUAAACUUGAGUAGACUGCCGCCUUGGUUACAUCAUGUUCAUGUUAUCCUAAAGCAGUAAUCUUGCCUCAUUUUCGCCGUAUUUAUCCUGGUGACAGAUAUCAGAUUUUUUCUUUGUUGAGUUGCAGUUCAGUGCAUGAUCAUCUUGAGUACAAACGCAUGUAUCGACUUAGGACGCUUCAGCCUACGCCCCCUUUGAAGAGAUAUGUGCGAUAUCUUGAACAUCCAAGCUCCUUUUUUUUUAAUAUUAUACCCUUCUUUGAAUUCAGCAAGGGCUCUGUGCCUCCCUCUUUCAGGAGGCUACUCCUACAGCCAACAUGACCAGAUUAUUGUCGUGUCCAGGGAACAGCUGAGCUAGCGUGGUGCUUUUAGUUACUGUAAUUUAGUUUCAAGACGGGCCCAAUCUGCCAUCACUGCAGAUGUGAAUAGCUUUCACAGAGUUACAACCUAGAUAUGGGAGGGGGGCUGUGUUUCUGGUUAUACUGUUACAACCCUGUGAAGUGGAUGGUCACCACAGUCCAUGACACCUAAGAGUGCUCCUUCUUAUGGGAACGUCUGGCAAGAUUGAAAUGGUAAAUUAUUUGAUUCUUCACAGUGACACUCGUAUGGCUACAUGCUAGCCAAUCUGUGAGAGUGAUAGUCUGUCACCUAGUGACAAGUUUGUAGUGGUCCUCAUUAGCUACAUUUUAAAUCAGGGAUAUCUACAGUUGGCCAUCGGUGGCCUUGUAUCAGUUCACCAUUGGAACCCACCUCAGGAGAUGUUCCUUCACCUAGCUGUGUGUGAGUCUAAAAAUGUCUUUGUGGCCAAACUCAAAUGUGAACCACUCCAACAGUGUGAACUGAAAUGCUGUUGGAAUAAAAAAUAGCUAAUGUAUCUAAUUUAAAAACAUGUUGGUUAUGUAACAAUAAAUCAACCCUAGACCUAUUUAGAUGUUCAUAGCAGACUUUUUAAACUUGCUAUGAACAAUCUUCACUUCAUUUAUUCAAAAUUGAAAAAAAAAGAACAAAUUCUAUCAGCUCGUUGCUUUAUCUCAGAGUUGCCUAACAAUAGGCCACACAUGCUACACGCACAAAACAUGGCUCCCAGGGUGACUGGAGAAAAGUGCUUGACAGCAGAGGCAAAAAAAACAAUCAAAAAGCCGGGGCAGCAAAAGUAUGACAAGGUGCUCGGGUGCUGAUGUUUCUCUAUAUCACUAUAGCUGGAACAGUGAUUGAUUUGUGCCUUUACCUUUUUAUUUCCGGGCUUCAUCCAUUACAUGCCAUACUCCCAGAGAGAGAGAGAGAGAGAGAGAGCAAGUGCCUCAAUCCAUUUGUGCUAGCAGACUCAUACAGCAGCAGUUGAUGCAUCUAUGCACUGUGAGUGAGUAGACUGUGAGUUGGGAGGAGAGAAUAGACUUGCCUGUUAUAUCUUGCCAGACAACCCAAGGAGGAACAUUGGAGGAUGCACAGGGACUGUGAUUGCCUAAAGUGAAAUAUGUUGUAUGUGAUGACAGACAUGAGCAAAGUUCAACGGAUUAAUUAAGGAGCCUUGCUAAACCAAACCUACUAUAUGGCACAGUUUUUCAUGGUAAACUGUUUAGGUUAUUGUAGACAUGACAUGAGUAUUACAACAAUUGCUAUUAUUAUUGUUAUUACUAUUAUUUUAGUGGCAGGCCACUGGGUACCAUUGUAUGUUGACAUCCCGAUAAAAUCUGUGCAAGAUCAUGACAAUGUUUAUGAAUUUAAAAAGAAUAAAAUAAA